CCGUUGCCAUCACCAAAAGAUGAAGCCUUAGCGAGAACUAUUGAGAGAACUAUUGAGAAUCAUACCGCACUGGUAAUCUUCAAGUUCAAAAUCGUUGAAAGCAUUGGAAACGAUUAUGUCAAUGCAAUGAGAAUGCUGCCAAGUCUUGGCGUGCCCCGAGUGAUGGCACCCAUCAUAGCUCCUUUGGUUUCUUAUAUGAUGAAAAGUAAGAUAUCUAAGCGGGUCGAGACGAGCCUUGGUAAUUUCUCAGACGAAGACUUCAAACAAUUGUUACACAAGGACUUGGAUGCUUACCGGGACCUCCUCGCCGGCAAGAAAUUCUUUUUCGGCGACGAAAUUAGCUCGGCUGACUGCACGCUAUUCUCACAACUUGCUACGACUAUUUACAUUCCUGUCGAGAGUUAUGCCAGGGACGUGAUCCAAGACGAGUACCCAGAACUCGUCACCUUUUGCGACAACGUUCGGGACAAGGUCUUCGGAAAGGAGUUCAUUCCGGAGAACUAUAGGGAUGUUGAGAUCGUGGGCACGGAUUUAGAUCCUUACAAUGAUAAAAUCCUAAAGUCCUACUUCCAGGUCCAAAUACGGAAACAUGACUGGAAGCCCGACAUUGUCUAUCUCUAUCAAUUUCCCAGAGCAAAGCCGGUGCCAAAUCUAUCGCCAUAUUGCUUAAAAGUGGAGACUUUUCUUAAAGCUAACAAAAUUCCAUACGAGCCGUUGCCGUCACCAAAGGAUGAAGCCCUAGCAAGAACUAUUGAGAGGACUACGGAGAAUCAUACUGCAAUGGUAAUUUACAACUUCAAAAUCGCUGGAAGCUCUGGAAACGAUUAUGUGAAUGCGAUGGGAAUUAUGCCAAGUAUUGGCUUGCCCGACGGGUUCACACCAAUCAUAGCCCCUUUGGUUACCUAUAUGAUAAAAAGUAAGAUAUCUAAGCGGGUUGCGACCAGCGUCGGUAACUUCUCAGACGAGGACUUCAAACAGUUGUUACGCAAGGAUUUGGAUGCUUACCGGAAUCUCCUCGCCGGCAAGAAAUUCUUUUUCGGAGACGAAAUCAGCUCGGCUGACUGCACGCUAUUCUCCCAACUGGCCACGACUAUUUACAUUCCUGUUGACAAUUACGCCAAGAACGUGAUCCAAGAUGAAUACCCAGAGCUCGUCACUUUUUGCGACAACGUUCGGGACAAGGUCGGGAUACGUAAACAUAAUUGGAAACCAGACAUUGUCUAUCUCUACCAAUUCCCCAGAGCAAAGUCAGUGCCAAAUCUAUCGCCAUAUUGCUUAAAAGUGGAGACCUUUCUUAAAGCUAACAAAAUCCCAUACGAGGUGUGCCCCCUCUUGAUGGGAAGAUCAAAGUACGGCCUGUUGCCGUUUAUCGAGCUGAACGGUGAACAUAUCGCCGAUUCGCAAAUUAUUCUUCAUCGGCUUAAGACACACUUCAAAGUGAAGGUACGAAUUAGUCACACUAUGUUUGCCGAUCUUUUUCAGUUUUUGUCAUUUAACCAGAACCUGAAGGUAAGGGGGGACAUCGGGGGCAAGCUAAAGCAUCCAUUGCCAUCACCAAAAGAUGAAGCCUUAGCACGAACUAUCGAGAGAACAACUGAAAAUCAUACCGCAAUGGUAAUUUUCAAGUUCAAAAUCGUUGAAAGCUCUGGAAACGACUAUGUAAUGGGAAUGAUCCCAAGUCUUGGUUUGCCUCAAGCGUUUACACCAAUCCUAGCCCCUUUAUUUUCUUGUAUGAUAAAACGUGCGGUAUCUAAGCGGGUUGCUACCAGCAUCGGUAACUUCUCCGACGAAGACUUCAAACAGUUGUUACGCAAGGAUUUGGACACUUAUCGGGAUCUCCUCGCCGGCAAGAAAUUCUUUUUCGGUGACGAAAUUACCUCGGUCAGUAGUUUUGCAGAUUCACUGUUUUGA
Haemonchus placei is the source of this 1911-nucleotide messenger RNA. NCBI's taxonomy places the organism in Eukaryota, Metazoa, Nematoda, Chromadorea, Rhabditida, Trichostrongylidae. The record is from the annotation of a GenBank genome assembly.